AUGACCAAGCUACGUCGCAACCACCAAGACAAUGCAGCGCUGACAGCGCGCGUUUCAAGCCUCGACGUGGAGCUACGCGCAGCGACACUGGUGUUGCAGCAGAAAACGAAUGCCCUUGAGAUCACGUUGGCCAAGAUUCUCGACGACAACAUCGUCCGAACGGUGUUGCGGGACAUGAACGCCGACAUGCUUUCGCAGAUUGCGGUGCUGGAGCAGCGAUUGGUCACGAUGCAAGCACGCCACUCGCAAGAGAAUGCACUCACUUCGAAAAAAAUCACGAAACUGGAGACCACUGAUGCGAAACUUCAGGCCGAAGUUGCUGCGAAGUCGUUCGACAUUGCGACCAUCCACUAUGAAAUAGCCAAGCUCACGCCCAAGCAAGCUCGACGCGAGGUGAACCAGCGUCGUUCCACGUAA
Saprolegnia diclina VS20 is the source of this 417-nucleotide messenger RNA. RefSeq lists its product as hypothetical. The record is from RefSeq and is a predicted model, not a curated record. Bases 1 to 417 code for a protein of 138 amino acids. The transcript has a single exon. Lineage: Eukaryota; Oomycota; Saprolegniomycetes; Saprolegniales; Saprolegniaceae.